GAAAGCUGCUAAAGAAGACACAUCCGCUCCUGGUUCUUCAAAUGUUGUUACCAAUGACAAGGCAGCCAUGCCUGCAGUCAACAGAGACGAGUGUCCAAGAUGUAUUACUUGCUCCUAUUCCUUUCAUUAGUUGUACUUCUGCUCCCAUCAAGUCCUCCAAGAAAUAUCAAGGCAAGGUUGAUAAGGCUGAAGCAUUUAAAAGGAAAACAACAAGAUGACAGGCAAUAAGCAAAAACAAGUACGAUGUCCUUCUUGUGAUGGAACCGAUCAAUCUCGCUCCUCCAGCAAGGUGUGCCAUAUGAAUAAGUCAAAAACGAAGCUCCCGAAGCCUAAAGAUACCGUCGAGGAAAUUUUUGUUAUCAAGAUAUCUUUGGCUAAUACCUGCAGAUAUCCCAAGUUCGUUAAUAGUUCGUUAAACGGCACCCUUACAAAAUAGUCUCAAUAUUAUUGAGGAUAUUUAAGAAUUAACAUCAGUCUAGAAAAUAUAGCAUGAUGGAUGUAGUUUCAGACAAUAAAAGACCGAUACCCGAUUCACCUGCAUAUAGUUUCACAUUACUGUAGAUUAUUGUAGAUUAUUUAUUUUUUAUAACUUUU
Rhizopus microsporus ATCC 52813 is the source of this 594-nucleotide messenger RNA. RefSeq lists its product as uncharacterized. Bases 215 to 436 code for a protein of 73 amino acids. Lineage: Eukaryota; Fungi; Mucoromycota; Mucoromycetes; Mucorales; Rhizopodaceae. The record is from RefSeq and is a predicted model, not a curated record. The transcript has a single exon.